This is a messenger RNA of Sceloporus undulatus (fence lizard), 2083 nucleotides long. RefSeq names its product kinesin-like protein KIF18B. The record is from RefSeq and is a predicted model, not a curated record. The transcript is spliced from 11 exons. The coding region runs from base 63 to 1796 and encodes 577 amino acids. Lineage: Eukaryota; Metazoa; Chordata; Lepidosauria; Squamata; Phrynosomatidae. Gene Ontology annotation, molecular function: microtubule motor activity; ATP binding; microtubule binding. Gene Ontology annotation, biological process: microtubule-based movement.
AGAUCUAUGUGAAGCAGCAGGAUCAUGUGAGAGGGACAUCUUCUGACUUUCAGGUGGCUAAGAUGAGCCUGAUAGACUUAGCAGGCUCUGAACGAGCUUCUGUAGCGAACACCAAAGGAGAGAGACUCCGUGAGGGUGCCAACAUCAACCGCUCACUACUAGCCCUCAUCAAUGUCAUUAAUGGUCUGGCUGAUGCUAAGAGCAAAAAAACCCAUAUUCCAUACCGGAACAGCAAGCUUACACGACUGCUAAAGGAUUCUAUUGGUGGAAACUGCCGUACCAUCAUGAUUGCUGCCAUUAGUCCUUCUGCUCUUUCCUAUGAAGACACGUACAACACCCUCAAAUAUGCCAACCGUGCUAAAGAAAUCAAACUCUUACUGAAAAGUAAUGUGGUAAGCAUGGACUAUUCUCUCAGCCAGUACGCUGUUAUCUGUGAGCAGCUCAGAGCAGAGGUGGCAGACCUAAGAGGGAAGCUCCAAACGUAUGAGAAAAACAUCCCAAAUCUUAAUUCCCAUGUACUACCUAUUCUUGUUUCUUCUAGUCCUGAACAGCAGGAUGAACUUCUCAGGGUGAAGGAGGCUGCUCUGGGCUCUGGAGUCCCGAGUAAGGGGAAAUGUGAGACAAAGGAGCUCCUGCAGGCAUUGAAACAAAAUGAUGGUGCAUCUUGCACAGGAGAAAGCCACGUGGAGCAGGAACCAGGAAAAAAACCUGGAUGUUCUGGCAUGGGAUUCUCAAAUCCAGUUGAACAGCAGGAGAAGCUGAAUGUUUGGCUGCAGGGAAUGGACAAGAAACAGCUGGAGAGGCUAGCAGUAACUGUCCUUUGUGUGGCCCAAAGGCAGUACACUCUGCUGAAAGCAGCCAACCUUCUCACACCUGAUAUGACAGCUGAGUUUGAAGAGCUGGAAAGCUUGGUGCAGCAAGGGUCUUGUGAAGCCCCCAAAGUUUCCAUGGAGGAACAAGUCAGGAAACCGAACAAAGCCACUCACAUCAGCGUGGAUCAGAAUGUAGAACAGCUUGCACAUAAUGGUGUCCUCCCAGCUUCCCAUUCUAUAGCUGAGUGUACCAAUGCAGCAGGCAGUCCUGAUUCACUGGAAAUUGCCCUGAUCCCAAGUCCUAUUUUCAAGACACCUCACCUCCCAACAAAAAAGAGGAGGAAGUCAGCUGAACAUCUGAAACUAUCUGAAAAGAACACCCCAUCCAGCCCAAAGGGGCAGGCAAAACGCCGACGGAAAGCUAGCCCUUCUCCCCAGCAAGUGGGCUCCUUGAAGGAAUGGACUGCUUUUGUGGACUCCACCAGCACCCCCAUUGUGGGUAAAAAGUUUUCAAGCCCAACCAGUUGCCUUUCCUCACAGCCCUGCCCUUUGACAGUGACAAAGAAUCGGGUGCCCUUGGGCACCUCAGCAGCUCAGAAUUGCUCUACUCCAGUGCCCGCACAAGGUCUAAACACUACUUUUGACCUUGGUGAGGAUCCCUGUCUUUCAAAUACAAAGCUCAGUGCUCCUUCAUGUCCUGCGUGGGAAAGCAUUCAGCACUUCUCUCACCAUAAGGGGGCACCACUCAUACCCAGAGCUUCCAUGCCAGUGUUCACCAUGAAGGGUUCCUCCAUACCUCGGUCGUCAUCCUUGACCUCCAAAGCAUCAACACAGAAGAGGAGGCACACCACAAACUCUGCCUCCCACUCCCUGGGUGCACCACGCAGCCGCAUUGCCCGGCUAAGGGGCAGUUCUGUGAAGUCUUCACAGGUUGGGAGUGCAUCAGGACAACCCUCUGCCAAGGUUGCAUGGAAAUGGCGCUAGAAAAGCUCUGCAAUUCCUGGAGGAUCACUAUCAUCUUGGAGGUGUCUCAUGUUGGAAAUACCAUAAAGAUGUUCCUUCUAAAUCAUCGGUCCUCUUGGAACCUUCAACUCCUCUUUCCCUAUGCUAUUAUAUAUACAGUAUACUCUUUCCUUUGGAAUAACAAAUGAAUUGUCACUUUGUACUCGUAAAAGCCUUUUGUACAAACAUAUCUUGUGUACCUAGAAUUCGCAAGUGGUAGCAAUAUAUAUUUUUAAAUAAAUGGAGAACAACAUCAACAAAAAAAAAAA